This is a messenger RNA of Dioszegia hungarica, 789 nucleotides long. RefSeq lists its product as uncharacterized. The record is from RefSeq and is a predicted model, not a curated record. The transcript has 2 exons. Lineage: Eukaryota; Fungi; Basidiomycota; Tremellomycetes; Tremellales; Bulleribasidiaceae. Bases 1 to 789 code for a protein of 262 amino acids.
AUGCCCCCUCAGUCUCACGCGGGCUCGCCACCCCCUCCUCGCCGACACAAACACCAGGCGGCACCUCUCUGCCCCAACUCUCCGCGCAGACCCCACGCGCACGUCGUCCCCCUCUCCAGGAGCUCCGGUUCGAGCUAUACGGAUAUCGCUCAGAGCCUCGCUACUGUUCCCCCGCCGAGUCCUAGUCCGCGCCGAGAUCCAGCUCUGGGUCGCGCCGUACCAGGAGGGUUCGAGACCACGUCAACGCGCGCGUCCCUGCCGAUACGCCCAGUACAGCAGUCGAGGGUGGCGGUGGCGAUGGUGAAGCCCUCGAGCGCGUGUGCGGUGAUGUAUGAAGGAUAUGCUCGAACGGGAAAUUGGUCCACCGCCUCGCUCCCUGCUCGGUCGUGCGGGGCAAAUGUGGUUGGGAUUGAGUGUAUUCUGCACGCGAGGCAGCCGGACCGGAGGGCGAGGAAGAUCGCUAUGCCGAUGGCUACGGAGGGGCAGACGGACGUGAUUCGGCGGAAGGGAGGCGAGAACGCCAAGGCGUGCGUGGAGCGAGUGGAGCGCGAGGGCGCUAAGGUAUCGACCGAGUUCCACGACACGGCGGAUGGAUCAUUCUACUCCUUCUGCUCUCAGCGUAACGCCCCCCCCGUACCCCUCCUGACCGGCGGUAUCAUCUGCCCCUUCCGCUUCUCCAGCUCCAUGAUUCGCCCGCCGCGCACAUUUGGUUCGGUCGGGUCCACCAUGUCCACCGGGCGCCAGCGGCGGGUCUUGCGGGAUUUGACAAACCAUGCUGGUUUGGGCUGA